This is a messenger RNA of Betta splendens (Siamese fighting fish), 1831 nucleotides long. RefSeq lists its product as uncharacterized. Bases 1 to 855 code for a protein of 284 amino acids. Gene Ontology annotation, molecular function: beta-N-acetylglucosaminidase activity. The transcript is spliced from 10 exons. Gene Ontology annotation, biological process: glycoprotein metabolic process. Lineage: Eukaryota; Metazoa; Chordata; Actinopteri; Anabantiformes; Osphronemidae. The record is from RefSeq and is a predicted model, not a curated record.
AUGACGCUUGGCACCAGCAUCACUGAGAGGGACAAGAAGAAGCUGGACAAGGUCAUCAAGAAGCCCAGCUCUGUCCUGGGCUCUGCUCUAGACACAGUGCAGGAGACGAUGACGUUUGAAAGACCACUCAACACUGCCCGUCUCUGUCACGUAGCUCUGCGGUCUAAAGUGACAGACCCACAUGCACAGCUCAGGAGACGUACAGUGUUGUUACAAGGUGGAUGCUGGGAAGAUGCAGCUUCCGCUGAGCACCUGAACUCAGCACGAGAGCUCCAGCGAUACAGAAAGAAGACGAAGAGAAGGAGGUGGAGGCAGAUCGCGGAGAAACGGGGAGAGCAUCUCUGCUUCCCCCGUUUGUCAGGUCCUGACUGGAAGCGGAGGGAGGCAGCGGGACGGAGGAGAGGAUGGAGGGGGAGACGCAGUUUCUUUGUGGCGUGGUGGAAGGACAUCGUCUUCUCUUCUUCCUGUGACCUGACAUUGCUCAAGCGCAAGCUCAGACAGGUAUCAGACCUGGGUUGUCAGGCGUUUGCCAUACUGUUUGACGACAUUGAUCAUUCCAUGUGUCAGGCCGACAGCGAGGCCUUCUCCUCAUUCGCCCACGCUCAGGUCACAGUAACCAAUGAGAUCUAUCGGUUCCUGGGGGAACCACCCGUCUUCCUCUUUUGCCCAACAGGAGGGAACAGACGCACCCAGAAAUCCACAACACCAACUAUUCCACCCUCAGAGCCUUGGAGAGACACAGACAGGCAGACAGACAGAGCAACGCCAAUGAGAGACAUCUGCCCACUUCCAUGCGUCACAAACCUGACCCCUCCUAACGCCUGGUGGAGCUCCACUCUGACCCUUGACCCCUGACCCCCUAGCCUGCCCAGAUCAUGGGCUGUCAGAGCAUAGCGGGACGUGAAGCCGAAGUUGGGCUGGUCGCCGGACACCAGGGGGGUGGAGUGGACCUCAAAGUCCAGGAGGCUGUAGGUGCAGAAGGUCACAAUCUCAUCACUAACGUCCACUCCAGGGACCCUGCUGCUCUUUCUCCUUCAGCGUGUCUCUGAGGGCCUGCGCGCUCAGCUCCAGCUCUGCCAUCCUCACCUGCUCCGCUAUACUGGACCUGCUGGAUGGGAAAGAAAGAAUGAUGGGAUGUUGGAAGAGUUUCAGCACAUUUAAUGCAUUGCACAAUAAACACUUACAAUCUCUCCAUCUCUCCCCUGGGGUCCUCCAGAGUGGGCUCGUAGCGAGGGGGGGCCGUUUGAGCUGCUCUCCUAACUCCAGCCUCCAGCUCCAUAGUUUUACCUGAAAUCCACAGAUUUAAAAGAGAGAAGCUCUUCCUGUCCGCCUUCAUGUGACUGCGUGCUUUACACCACACACCUUUACUGUAGCGGUGCUGCAUGCGCCCCCCCAGGUCCAUAAUGUGCUGCUUGGCCAGGCUGAGCUUGUUUUGUAGGACCCCUUUCUGGCUCUCCAGUGAAGCCACAUGGGCCUCCAGCUCCUGGAUGGUGUCCUCCAUGUCCCUCUCCUUUGCACCACUGGACCCAGGAGGAGUCUGUCGAAGUUGCAUCAGCGUGGUAGCUGCGGAGCCUCUGCUCCUGUGUACGCGUGUGUUGUCUUAGGACACCGUUCUCCUCCUGCAGCCGCAGGCACAGGUCCUCCAGGUGCUCCCUGGGAAACCGAAACACGUGCUGAGGAUCUGCCGACGGGAGAAAGAGACUUUGGUCAUGAGCUUUAUUCACAGACAUGUUGUGAUGUGAUGCAGUGUCAUCUUUGGUCUUCAUGACAUGAUGCUUCUUCGACCAUAUAUUUAUUUCCUACCAUCAUCAUUAAACUUUAAUCUGCUGUA